Lingula anatina is the source of this 2237-nucleotide messenger RNA. RefSeq lists its product as uncharacterized. Gene Ontology annotation, cellular component: cell-cell junction; plasma membrane. NCBI's taxonomy places the organism in Eukaryota, Metazoa, Brachiopoda, Lingulata, Lingulida, Lingulidae. Gene Ontology annotation, biological process: cell-cell adhesion. Gene Ontology annotation, molecular function: cell adhesion molecule binding. The record is from RefSeq and is a predicted model, not a curated record.
AUGCAGAAAUGUUGGCAGGCAGAACCAGGUGAUCGUCCCAGUUUUGAAGACCUUGUACAAAUCUUGCAGCCACUGGCAGCCAGUGAAGAGUUAUAUGUAGAUGUAUCAGACUUCAGAGAGGACGUGUAUGUCAACACUGCGGAGAUUGGACAGGUGCUUUCUUUUCGCGUCACAAAAUCCGGACAGACUUAUAUCAGAGCAGGAUCACAAACCACGUUGACAUGUCAGUGGACACCACCACAUGGAAUUGGUCCUCUGAGAGUAAUCUGGAGACGGGGUUCUACAGUGAUAGCAAGUGCUGCCACACCUAGCUACACACCACAGUAUCCUGACACUAGUAUGAAGGGCCGUGUGACACUGGGCAAACUAACCUCCUCAAGUCGCAGUACAUCAAUAACAUUAACAGGAUUACAGUGUCCAGGUGAUAUUGCAGAAUAUGCAUGUGAUGUUACUCUCUAUUUUCUACUAGAUGAUAGGGGAACAGCAAGUUUCAACGUCAUGCUCUUUGAUUUCCUGGGAAACAACAUCGUGAUGACAUCCUCGUCAAGUCAGCUACAAGCAGACCAGCAUGCUUCCCUGACUUGUACAGCCAGUAAUAUUGGGCGACCACCAGGCAUCAUGAAGUGGUACAAAGGCUCUCAAGAAAUCACCACUGGAUUUACUCAGCAGACAAGUAUCAAUAGUGAUGGUUGUACCUAUAAUGGAGUUAGUAGUCUGAGUAUUACACCGACAUACCUGGAUAAUGGAGUUAUGUAUACAUGUGUUGUUGAGCCAAACUCUACAGUGCCUGGAGACUCCUCAAAGCAAGGAAGGUAUACACUGGAUGUACAAUACCCAGUGCGACAGGGGCCAACGGUGACAUCAUCCACUGGUACAUGGACAGUUGAGCAGGGAACAACAUUUACUCUCAACUGUCAGGCAAGCGGCAAUCCAAGUCCAAGCUAUGUGUGGACCAGUCCAGAUAAUACCAACUCUACUGGCUCUCAGCUUAUACUGACACUGACUAAUACUGGAACCUUUUUGUAUACUUGCUUUGCCACCAAUAGUUUGACGACAUCACCAUUUCCAACACCUGUCAGAGUGACGGUACAAGAGAAAAUUACUACAACAACAACAACAUCCACGACAACAUCAAGGACAACAUCAACGACACCAGUAGCAGUAGCAUCGUCAGCAACUGACACACUUACAGGAGGCGAGGUUUUACAUAGCACAGGCGUGUUGGCUGGCGCAGUUGUGGCAUCGGUGAUAAUAACACUUGUAGUCGCGGUUGCUUUAUUUGUUCUGUAUCAUAGAGGCAUUCUGCAUAGAUUUUGGAAGAAUAGACAAUCUGCAGACACUUUUGAAGUGGAUGUUACGGAAGGCAACAAUGAAUACGCCGUGCUAGAAAGAAAACCAGAUGUUAAUGAGCCGGAUCACACUUACGCAGCACUUCAGGAAAGAUGACGUCAUUCAAUACACGACCAGGAAAAUGAGGAGAAGGGCGUAGAACAGUAAUCAAACGCGACAUGUACAUCAUCUUCACUGGACCAAAGAAUGUCGAUACCUCGGCCGGACAGUGAACAGAAUUAGAUAGAAAAAUAAUUUAUCAGAUUUCAAAACGCUGAUGUUAACAGCUGACAUUAAAACGGUGUCCAGUCUGUCAAAACUACCAAGCUACCAAAACAACGAAAAGACAACGUAUUUUGAUAAUGAUUUUGUCGAAAACUAGAACUGUUUAUAUGAGUUCAAACGCUAAAAAGAGCCCUGGUCCGACCAAUGUUCAGUCAAAAUUAUUUCGGAGGCUGCCUGUUCUUAAUUUGUGUGAGAAAGAAAUUAUAUUUACGGUAAAAUAGCUGUAGGUAUUAUCACUCACAUUUUAAGCUUCGCUUUCAUAUUAUUUAUUUCAUGACAUUAUCGAGGGUUAUAUUAAACAAAGACAGUGCCGAGUGUACUACAGAGAAAAGGAGACAGUGAAAGAUACACUUCCUCCAUAGCCUCUAUGAUUUUGUCAAGCUUAAGCUUUUGACAAAAUUUUAAAAUCGUAAACUGGUAGGCCGUAUCGUUAUGGUAGAUAACAUUGCACAUUCCCCGUGAAGACAUUGUUCGGUGCACGUGUGGUAAUUGUACGUUCGGUGGACUUGCCGUUGAACUUAAUGUUGGUCUCUUUCCCUUAAAAUUUAGUGUUAGGGCGCAUUCCCAUAGAUUUUAGAUCGAUCUAUCCCCGUGGGGAGUCUCACUAGAUUGUUGUCAGAUAA